This is a messenger RNA of Orcinus orca (killer whale), 386 nucleotides long. RefSeq names its product cofilin-1-like. Gene Ontology annotation, cellular component: actin cortical patch; cytoplasm; actin cytoskeleton. The record is from RefSeq and is a predicted model, not a curated record. The coding region runs from base 72 to 386 and encodes 104 amino acids. Lineage: Eukaryota; Metazoa; Chordata; Mammalia; Artiodactyla; Delphinidae. The transcript has 2 exons. Gene Ontology annotation, molecular function: actin filament binding. Gene Ontology annotation, biological process: actin filament fragmentation; actin filament severing; cell motility.
UUAAAAAUGCUGCAGUAGCAGCUCUUGUCUUUUCUGGCUCUCCUUGCUCUCUCCUUUUCUCUUCCAGAAACAUGGUCUCUGGUGUGGCUGUGUCUGAUGGGGCCAUCAAAGCGUUCAAUGACAUGAAGGUGCAUAAGUCGUCGACACCAGAGGAGGAGAAGAAGCGCAAGAAGGCGGUGCUCUUCUGCCUGAGCGAGGACAAGAAGAACAUCAUCCUGGAGGAGAGCAAGGAGACUCUAGACGACCCCUACGCCACCUUUGUCAAGAGGCUGCCAGACAAGGACUGCAACGAAGACCCAAUCUUAAAGAAAAAGGACCUGAGCAUUCUCAGUACCUUUUCCGAUCUUUAUCUUCAGGAGGGCCAUCUCCAUGUAGUCAAAUACUGA